This is a messenger RNA of Trypanosoma brucei brucei TREU927, 522 nucleotides long. RefSeq lists its product as hypothetical. The record is from RefSeq and is a predicted model, not a curated record. The transcript has a single exon. Bases 1 to 522 code for a protein of 173 amino acids. NCBI's taxonomy places the organism in Eukaryota, Euglenozoa, Kinetoplastea, Trypanosomatida, Trypanosomatidae.
AUGAUAUUAUGGCCACAAGCAAUUAACGAUGAAGUAUAUGCAGAUGGUUAUUGUCCGAGCUUAUGCCUAUAUUUUAAACAGGAGUUGCUAUCUAGGGUAUGGGCACCACCAGCACUUACAAUGGGCCUUGAGGCGGCGGCCUUCCAAGAUGAAUUAUCAACACGCGCCCAGAUAAACUUUGGGUUUUUUGAUGAAGAUGGAGUAGCGUACGAAUUCACGAGGCUGUCUACCGGCUAUGUAGGAUCACUGGAAAUUAUGCAGUUAUUGUUAUUAGUCCUAGCCGAGGACCCGCGUAUCGUACGAACGGACGAGCAACUACUCCCCCACGUCCAAAAAAUCAUCGACGUGUGGAUCCACGACAUACGAAUUACGCCCCCUACCACAAAGUCCGCGGAUGUGUAUACAAAUGUACAAACAAGAGAGCCCGAGAAACCCGUGUUACCUAUGGCGAAACGGAGUAUAGAUGACAAUACGGCUAUAUCGGCAUCAAAUGGGACAGAAACAAACAUACCGUACACAUAG